Camellia sinensis is the source of this 414-nucleotide messenger RNA. The record is from RefSeq and is a predicted model, not a curated record. NCBI's taxonomy places the organism in Eukaryota, Viridiplantae, Streptophyta, Magnoliopsida, Ericales, Theaceae.
AUGGCCAAAGCCGGAGACCAUCGAAAACUCCAACUCAAUGAGUUAGAGGAGCUCUGCAAUGAUGCAUAUGAGAGCUCCAAAAUUUACAAGGUUAGGACUAAGUUAUUUCAUGAUAAACACAUUUCUCGUAAGUCCUUCGAGCCUCACCAAAAAGUGUGGUUGUUCAAUGCCAAAUUGCGGUUGUUUCUAGGUAAACUCCAGUCUCGGUGGGAUGGCCCAUAUGAGCUUAUCGAAGUAUUUCUGUAUAUGGCGGUUGAGAUUAAAAAUCCAAAAGAUGGUACGACCUUCAAGGUCAAUGGCCAAAGAUUGAAACACUAUAUGGAUGGUAUUCAAAGAAGGGAGAUGAUUGAGGUUGUCUACUUGACAACCCAGUAUAUCUUCCAUCGUAAUUGCUUUAAGUCUAGGGGUCUUUAA